Dreissena polymorpha is the source of this 7232-nucleotide messenger RNA. RefSeq lists its product as uncharacterized. NCBI's taxonomy places the organism in Eukaryota, Metazoa, Mollusca, Bivalvia, Myida, Dreissenidae. Gene Ontology annotation, molecular function: metal ion binding. The record is from RefSeq and is a predicted model, not a curated record. The transcript is spliced from 22 exons. The coding region runs from base 213 to 4883 and encodes 1556 amino acids.
CCCUUAGUUAAGCAAUCCAUGUUUUCGAAAUCCAUGCGUCCCGCUGAAAUUGCAAUGAAUGAAAACGAAAUUGAAAUGCAAAUAUUAAAAACUGUAGUUAUACGACAUCAAUGAAAGUCUUCUGCAAAUAAAACACGAAGACUUGAUUGUACAAAAAACAGUCUGCAAUUAAAUCCAGAGCAGACAACUCCUGUAAAACAUUGAGCACAGCAAUGUCCACAAAAAUGAAUGCCAAGCAGCGAGCAGUGCAGAAAGUGAAGGAACGGCUGCGUAACAAGCUAGACAACCUGCUGUUUCAAAAGAAAACCCUCUACUCAAUGGUUGACUCCCUUGUAUCUGAGGCUAGAGAGCAGACAGAGGCUAUUCUGUCGGUGAAGGACACUGGUAAUUUCUUGCAGCGGUACAGCGGAGUGGAGCAACAUCUAGACAUGGUCUAUAACACAUGCGAGCUCCUUGUCAUCUCUGCAGAGGACUUGAUGGAACCAGAUGUCGGUGACCCAGGUGAACUUUCCUCUAGCAGUUGUAAAGAUAUUUGCAAAGACACACAUGAACACCUAGAAUUGCCCCAACAAAAGCUUUCACCUUUAAAUGACGUUGAAAGUGUGGAGUGUGAGGCAUUCACUGAAGCGAAAACACCAACAUCAUUGAAGGUGAUGGUGAAUGAGGAUACGCAGACAUCAGAUCAGGCCCAUUCAGAAACUGGAGAUUCAAACCUAAAAACAGGGAGAACGUCUGAAAACAAAUCAGCAAGAGCGCUUGCCAUACCAAAAGAAAACUGUGACGAGACACAAGAAAACCAGAAGUUAAAUUCAACUCCCAUGAAGUCUUUAGACCAUACCCCACCAGAUGCUUUGGACAGUGUUAAUUUUUCACAUAAUAUAGAAGCAAAUUCAGGUGAUGGAAAAACUGUGAUUUUAGAGACUACAGACAAAAGUACAGAAUCAAAGGACUUAAAUGAUAGCAAAAAAGAUGUGUCUAGCAAGCAGAAGAAAUCUCGACAGCAAAAACCCAACGAAGUGCCCAAAAACAUUCGCGACAUUUUUAAUGAGAUGCUUACUAGUCAUCUGAAUAAGGGUGCAGUGAAGGAGUACAAGGAUGACAGUGGUGGAGUGGGGGAUGUUGAUACAACAUCAACAGAUGCAAGUGGUCUAGUGCCAGAUAUACAGAAGUUGAAAGUGCAAACAGACAGAGGUAUUUCUGAUUCAACCAGCUCUAGUCGGAGUGAUAGCCCUAAAAAAAGUCCUCAGAAAGGCAAGCCCCAGAAAAAAGGGAAAAUGAAAUGGAAAACUUUGAAGCAAUUUACAGAUUCUAUAGAAAACCAAACAAACAUGAAAUGUGAGGAAAAUAAGUCUGAAGUACUUCAAUCAAAACCUGUAGAGUCUCAGCCUAAGGAAACUGUGAAGACAAAAUCUCUGGACAAGCCUGAACACAGUUUUGAAGCACAGUCUAAGGAAACAGCCAAGAUGAAAUCUGUUGACAUAUGUGAACAAAGGGUAGAAUGUAAGCAAAAAGAUACUGUGAAGGCAAAAUCUCUAAGCCAUGAACAAAAUGAAUCUUUUGAUAAACCAGCAUUAAACUCCACUGAAACAAGAAAGGAACAAAAUGAAGCUUUCUCUCAACCAUCCUCAAACUUCCUUGAAGCUAAUCAGACUGUAAAUACAUCUGGAAGUCUUGUUGUUGAGGUCAUGAAAGGUCAAGACUCUUCCAAUGUCACCAGUCCAGUGUCCCCAUUAGAAGGGGCAUCUAAACAUUGCCUGGUACCCGACACUCUGCUGUCAGGAAGGAUAACUCAUGCAUCAAAGCCUUGCCUGGUACCAGACACUCUGCCAUCAGGAAGGAUCACUCCUGCAUCAAAGCCUUGCCUGGUACCAGACACUCUGCCAUCAGGAAGGAUCACUCCUGUUGUUGUUAGCGAGAUGGUCUCCCCUUGGUGCUUCUUCCUUAACAAGAACAGCUCCCAGCUGCCUGAGCUCAUGGAACAAAUCUGGCAAUACAUGCAGGGUGAGGGGGAGGCGACUGGGCCCCUACUGACCCACCCUGAGAUUGGGACCAUGUGUCUGGCCAGGUACAGCAAGGACCUCAACUACUACAGGGCUUACAUCAUGCAGACCUACACAGCUGGCAGGGAGAGUGCUGUCAUAGAGGUGGACGUUCUCUAUGUGGACUAUGGUAACCGGGAGCGACUCAAGAUAACUGAUCUACGACUUCUACCAGACAAGUUCUGCCGCCUUCCUUCACAGGCUAUCUGCUGCGCUCUUGCUGAGGUUAUGCCGCGUAACAAGUACUGUGUUUGGACGGACAGCAGCCUGUUGCUGUUCCGCCAGUACGUGUUGACCAAUCAGCUGCUGAACUGCACGGUGACCUGUCGAAGCAGCGACCCUCGGGUGCCAAUGUUGGUUGACCUGGCUGUUAACUACCCCGUGCCCUCCAGCCAGUACGGGGGCUUUCUCAACAGCCAGAUCAGCGUCUCCACCUUGCUGAUUAAUGCUGGCCUUGCCAAGCAAGUUGCGGUCUCAGAGCAGAUAAGCCUUCUAGCAAAAUCUGGAGAGGCGGCAGAGAUGGCAGCCAUCUUGUCCUCUAAUGUUUCCACGACAACCAGUCUGGCCAUCACAGAGUUACCUCCAGAUGGGGAACAAAGUUCACGGGGAUCAAGAAAGUCGGAGGAUGGAAAGAAAGGGCAAACUGUACGCAAGGAUGCAAGAAACAAAGCUAAAGAACAAUCAAAGACUGAGGCAGAUCACAAGAAUAUUGAAAUCGCCAUAGCAACUACUGAACAUGUCCUGAAAGUUGAUUCAGAUGGUAAAGGUCAAAAGGUUGAAGACCCUUUAGAGGCCAUGGUCACACCAAGGUCAGAGAAUUCAGAGACUGAGUCACAGGAGGGUGAGGUCAAGGUCAAGGUCACUGAUGUCAAGUCUCAGCUGGGACGAAUUAAGGAAGAACUUGAUGAUGCAGAAGGAAGAAAAGAUGGAAAUGAUGGAAAGGCGGCCAUUAAAGCUGACACGGGGUCAGUCUCAAGCAUGUCUGACCUUGAUCUCACAUCUUUGGCCGACCUUCCGCUAGACGACAUGACCUUUGACCUGGAUAACCUUCACCUGGGCUCUCAAGGUCAGGAGGUGAUGCUGGCCCACAUUCGGUCGCCGGGGGAGUUUUACGUGCACAUCAUCUCGCAGAAGAGCGGCCAGACGCUGGACCUCCUGAUGAAGAACCUCAAUGCAAGGUUCGAGGAGGCGAACAGACGUAAGCUGAUGAACCUGAGCAAGACUUUUGUCUGCGAGGUUGGCAAGCUGUGCUGCGCUCAGUUCACGCAGGAUGACAACUUCUACAGAGGGGUCAUCAAAAGUGUUAAGCCGGAGAAUCAGAUAGCCUCAGGCCGAGUGCUCGUACAUUAUAUCGACUUUGGGGACCAAGAAUGGCUUCCAAAGAGGCGCAUCUACCCACUUCCCGCUCAGUUUGCGUCCAUCCCUAGAAUGGCACUGAAGUGUAGCCUUUCCUACAUCGUACCCAUGGAAACUGAAAACGAUGGGGUGGUUGCCAGGGUUACUGAGGGCGGUGCUGCGGCAGGGACAGGGGUUGCUGAGGCUAAAUCGGGCAUUGCUGCUGUUGCGGAUGGCGCAGGCUGGUCCGAGAAGGCCAUAGAGGAGUUUAUUAAGCUGGGAGGGAUGGAGAAGACUCUGACUAUGCACAUAGUGCAGGGAACCGUUGCUGACCAGAAAGACAGUUACCAUGACAGCAGUUGCAGUUUGAAGGUGAUGCUUGUGGACAACACGGGGCCUGAGGAAGUGUGCAUCAACCUUGACCUGAUACGAGCAAACCUCGCCAAGCUUUGUCCAGAUAAAGGGUCCGCCCUGGAGGUGGAAGCAGACAUCCCACAGGCUGCAGUACAGGAGCAGGAUGAGCUUCAAGACUGGAACCCAAUGGAGGAGGACUUUCUGUCCAGCAGGAACAAGUAUGACUGGGACAGGGAUGACGUCGGUGUGGCAACCACCGGACACAAGGCUCGUGAUGAUCGGAUCUGCAAGUUCUACAGUCGAGGUCGGAAUUGUUAUAGAGGGGAGGCAUGUCCAUACAGGCACAUUGAUCCCAACUCAGCGGAGCCAGUGAUGCGUGGCGAGGCGUACGCGAUCUGUGACAACCAGGAAGGCCUGAUUCCCGCCCCGGGCAGCUGGGUUGCCAUGGAGAUCUCCACCAUCCUCACCCCAGCACGCUUCUACAGCCUCCUGCCCAUGGGCGUCAAGUCUCUUGACAACCUGGACUCGGAGUCCUCCUCAAAAAAAUCCAAGAGCGUGUUUGACCAACAAGACUGUGAUGAGACGCUAGAUGAUCUACAGGACGCUCUCAAUGUUGAGUACAGCAAGAGAGCUAGCAGUGGAGGCAGCGAGUUCCUGCGAGCUCUAGGGGAGAUUGUGGCGGCGAGGUUCUCACAAGACCGACAGUGGUACCGGGCACGUGUCAUAGAGGUCGAUGAUUCCAAAGUCAGGGUUUUCUACCUGGACUUUGGCAACACAGAAUGGCUGCCCGAGACGGAGCUGUGUGACAUCCUGCCAGAGUUCCUACACCUGCCCUUCCAGGCACUCGAGUGUUUCCUUGACAACAUCCACCCCACCCCACCAGCCGCCUGGUCAAAAGACGCAGUGCAAUACUUCAGAGAACUUGUGGAUGGUAAAACAUUGGUGGCUCACAUAAAAGCAAGCUCUUGGAGUGGUCGAUUGACCAUCGAGUUGUACGACACUUCAGGGGAAAAUGAUGUCAACAUCAGAGACAAGAUGGUCGAGAAGGGCUUCGCAGUCUUGUCCGAGUCCACUACAGAGACAUCGGCAAAUCCCAGUGACACCACCAGCCUGUGCUCAACUAACACUGGGGAGAUUUGUUUUGUUCCUGGUUGAACUUGUGUAGAAUAUAAUACCAUUUGUAAUUGUGAUAUCACCCUUGUGUUCAAAACUUCAAGGCAUUUUAUUAUUUUCAGUGCUUUUAUUCUUGUUUUAGUUUAUAGUCCCGAUAUGCAAGUAGCAGAUUUUGUUGUUCGCUAAGGUUUUGUGUGUGUAAAACUUGGAAUCCAUGGAGAAAAGAAUUCCACUGCACAUGUUUUGUCAGUUAUUGUUUCAUUAUGGUUCUGUAUGGUUCUGUAUAACAUAAUUAAGAACGGUUUAUUAGUAUAUUCCCUUCACAGCCGUGGAGCCUUAACAACCAUCAACAAACAUGAAAGGCCAAGGUCAAAGGUUAUAAAUAUACCAAGCAAGGAUUUUGUCUAGCUCCAUUAAUUAUUGAAAUAUUGCUUCCCUGACAAUAAUAUUUGUUCUGUAGGUAUAUAUCACUUCCUUUGUUGCUCUUUUCUGAAUUUUUCUUGAAUAAAUUAUCAUGAUUGAAUGCUGUGAUACCAGUUUACAUUUACCAACAUUACCAAGUUCAGUGUUUAUUGGUGAGAAAACUACUAGUCAUUUCAAAAGUUGAUUUUGUUUUCAUUUUUUUAAUGUUAAUUUUUUAUUUCUUUUUUAUGGUUUAAAGAAAUAUUGUCAGAGAUUAUUGACAAGAGUUUCUUGCAUUUGUAUUUUUUUUAUAGCAAGUAAGUAAACGCAUAACAUGUUGAUGUAUUUUUAGCUCCACUGGCGAGAGGCCAGCGGGGCUUAUGUCAUGGUCCUGUGUCCGUCGUGUGUGCGUCCGUGCGUAAACUUAUUCUUUAAACAUCUUCUUCUCCUAAACUACUGGUCUAAUUCUGAUGAAAUUUCUCAGGAAUGUUCAUCUUAUAGUCCUCUUUCAAAUUUGUUCAAAUUAUAAUUUGACCCUGCCCCGGGGAUCACAAAAUUCAAAAUUUGCUUAUAUAAGGCCUAUUUUGUGAAAACUUUCAAAAUCCUUACGUCCAUAACCAUUGGGCAUAUGGCUAUCAAAUUUGGUAUGUAGAGACAUCUAAUAGUCCUCUACCAAAUUUGUUCAAACUAUGCCACUGGAGUCAAAUUUGACCCUGCCUCGUGGGUCACAAAAUUGCACAUAUGCUUAUAUAGGGUUUACUUUGUGAAAACUUUACAAAUCUACUCGUCCAUAACCAUUGGGCCUAGGGCUACCAAAUUUGGUAUGUAGUGGCAUCUUAUAGUCCUCUACCAAGUUUGUUCAAAUUAUGUCCCUGGGGUCAAGUUUGACCCUGCCCCGAGGGUCACACAAUUGAACAUAUGCUUAUAUAAAGCCUUUGUUGUGAAAACUUUAAAAAUCUUAUUGUCCAUAACCGUAUGGCAUAGGGCUAUCAAAUUUGGUAUGUAGUGACAUGUAAUAGUUCUCUUCUUAGUUUGUUCAAAUUAUGCCCCUGGGGUCCAAUUUGAAACUUCCACGGGGGUCACAAAAUUGAAUAUAUGCUUAUAAAGUGCUUAUUUUGUGAAAACUUAAACAAUUUUCUUGUCCAUAUCCAUUGGGGAUAGGGCUAUCAAAUUUAGUAUGUAGUGACAACUUAUAGUCCUCUACCAAAUUUGUUCAAAUUAUGCCCCUGCCAGGGGUCAAGUUUGACCCUGCCCGAGGGUCACAAAAUUGAACAUAUGCUUAUAUAAGGCCUAUUUUGUGAAAACUUUAAAAAUCUUUUUGUCCAUAACUGUAUGGCAUAGGGCUACCAAAUUUGGUAUGUAGUGACAUGUAAAAGUUUUCUCGUUAGUUUGUUCAAAUUAUGCCCCUGGGGUCUAAUUUGAAACUGCCCCGGGGGUCACAAAAUUGUAUAUAUGCUUAUAAAGGGCUUAUUUUGUAAAAAUUUAAAAAUCUUUCUGUCCAUAACCAUUUGGCCUAGGGCUACCAAAUUUGGUAUGUAUUGACAUCUUAUAGUCCUCUACCAAGUUUGACCCUGCCCCGAGGGUCACAAAAUUGAACAAAUGCUUAUAUAAGGCCUAUUGUGUGAAAACUUUUAAAAUAUUCUUGUCCUUAACUCUGGGACCUAGGGCUACCACAUUUUGUAUGUAGUGAGAUAUAGUAGUCCUCUACAAAGUUUUCUCAAAUUAUGCCCCGGGGUUAAAUUUAACCCGACCCAGGUGUCAAAAAGUGUACAUGUGCUUAAAUAGGGCCUAUAUUUAAGUAUUUGCACAUGCCGGGAAUAUUUGUUUCAGCCUUUUUUUUCAGCAGUGGAGCGAUACAGGGCCAUCAUGGCCCUCUUGUUUUCCUUUUAGAUGAAUUUUGUGUUAUUUUGUGUACUACAAAUAAGUAUAUAAAAUGUAUGUUUCUUUUUGCUAUUUUUUAACACCACUUUAUUAAAGGGCCAUAUGGUA